Messenger RNA from Rangifer tarandus platyrhynchus (Svalbard reindeer), 2742 nucleotides. The record is from the annotation of a GenBank genome assembly. Lineage: Eukaryota; Metazoa; Chordata; Mammalia; Artiodactyla; Cervidae.
AUGAGUCAAUCCCAGGAUGCCACUUUUACAGCACCGAUGGGUGAAGAAAACCUCAUGAAUAUCAAUCACAGAGACUCAGAGAGCAUCACUGAUGUCUGCUCCAAUGAAGAUGUCCCUGAAGUUGAGCUUGUGAGCCUGCUAGAAGACCAACUACCCCAGUAUAAGCUCAGGGUGGACUCUCUCUUUCUUUAUGAAAAUCAAGAUUGGACUCAGUCCCCACACCAGCAGCAACAUGCAUCAGACACCCUCUCUCCAGUACUUGCUGAAGAGACUUUCCGUUAUAUGAUUCUAGGCACAGACAGGGUGGAGCAGAUGACCAGAACUUACAAUGACAUCGACAUGGUUACACAUCUCCUGGCAGAGAGGGAUCGUGAUCUGGAGCUAGCUGCUCGAAUUGGACAAGCUCUCUUAAAGAGGAAUCAUGCCUUGUCUGAGCAGAAUGAAACCCUGGAGGAGCAACUGGGACAAGCCUUUGAUCAAGUUAAUCAACUGCAGCAUGAGCUGUCCAAGAAAGAUGAGUUGCUUCGAAUUGUCUCCAUUGCUUCUGAAGAGAGUGAAACUGACUCCAGCUGCUCUACACCUCUUCGCUUCAAUGAGUCCUUUAGCUUAUCUCAAGGUUUGCUGCAAUUGGACAUGCUGCAGGAAAAGCUCAAGGAACUGGAAGAAGAGAAUAUGCUUCUUCGAUCCAAGGCUUGUCACAUAAAGACAGAAACUAUUACCUAUGAAGAGAAAGAACAGCAGCUUGUCAGUGAUUGUGUUAAAGAACUUCGUGAGACCAAUGCUCAGAUGUCUAGAAUGACUGAAGAAUUGUCUGGGAAGAGUGAUGAACUGAUUCGAUACCAAGAAGAGAUUUCCUCUCUCCUGUCUCAGAUUGUAGAUCUUCAGCACAAACUGAAAGAACAUGUGAUUGAGAAGGAAGAACUGAGACUUCACCUCCAAGCUUCCAAAGAUGCCCAAAGACAAUUGACGAUGGAGCUGCAUGAGCUACAAGACAGGAAUAUAGAGUGUCUGGGAAUGCUACAUGAAUCUCAAGAAGAAAUAAAGGAACUUCGCAGUAGAUCUAGCCCUGCAGCUCAUCUCUACUUCUCUCAGCCAUACGGAGUUUUCUCUGGGGAAUCUCUGGCAGCUGAGAUUGAGGGCACCAUGCGUAAGAAGUUGAGUUUGGAUGAGGAAUCUUCUCUCUUUAAACAAAAAGCCCAACAGAAACGGGUAUUUGAUACUGUCAAGGUUGCCAAUGACACCCGGGGUCGCUCUGUCCCAUUCCCGAUUCUACUGCCCAUCCCAGGCUCCAAUCGCUCAAGUGUCAUCAUGACAGCAAAACCAUUUGAAUCUGGCUUAGAACCAACAGAGGGCAAAACAACCCAGAAGAGUAACUUGGAGGAGGAUCCAGGGAACAUCCAGAAGGCGGAUCAACCAGGACUCUCUACAGAGAGCGAUUUGGCAACAGCACUUCAUCGCCUGAGUCUGCGGCGACAGAACUACUUAAGUGAGAAGCAGUUCUUUGCAGAAGAAUGGCAGCGGAAAAUCCAAGUUCUGGCUGACCAGAAAGAAGAGGGCAGUGGCCGUGGCACGCCCACAGAGAGCCUGGCCUCCCUCUGCACUGACCAGUCGGAGAUUACAGACCUCAGCAGUGCCAGCUGCCUUCGAGGUUUUAUGCCUGAAAAAUUACAAAUUGUCAAGCCCCUUGAAGGAUCACAAACUCUGCAUCAAUGGCAGCAGCUUGCUCAGCCAAAUUUAGGAACCAUUCUUGACCCACGACCAGGUGUCAUCACUAAAGGCUUUACCCAGUUGCCCAAGGAUGCCAUCUAUCACCUCUCAGAUUUAGAAGAAGAUGAAGAGGAAGGUAUCACUUUUCAGGUUCAGCAACCUCUUCAAGUGGAACAGAAAACAUCAAUAUCCCAACCAGUGACAGGAAUCUUCCUGCCACCCAUGACUUCAGCUGGUGGUCCAGUUACAGUUGCAACCUCAAACCCAGGCAAGUGUCUGUCCUGCACAAACUCAACAUUUACCUUCACCAACUGUAGGAUAUUACAUCCCUCUGAUAUCACCCAGGUUACCCCCAGCUCGGGCUUCCCUUCCUUAUCCUGUGGAAGCAGUGGUACCUGUUCAUCAAACACGGUGGUGAGUUCUCCUGCCAUGUCCUACAGGCUCAGCAUUGGUGAAUCUAUCACUAACCGACGCGAUUCCACCAUAACUUUCAGCAGCACCAUGAGCUUGGCCAAACUUCUACAGGAGCGAGGCAUCUCCGCUAAAGUGUACCACAGCCCAAUUUCAGAGAACCCCCUCCUCCAGCCUCUCCCUCGAGGCCUGUCUACCCCUUCCACACCACCAAAUUCACCAUCUCAUUCCCCUUGCCCUUCUCCUUUGCCUGUGGAGCCUCGAGUGCAUCUCUCUGAAAAUUUUUUGGCCUCCCGACCAGCGGAAACAUUCCUCCAAGAGAUGUAUGGCCUGAGGCCAUCCCGAAACCCCCCUGAUGUUGGCCAGUUGAAGAUGAACUUAGUGGACAGGCUGAAGAGACUGGGGAUAGCCAGAGUGAUCAAGACCCCCAAGGCCCAGGCAGAUGGAAGAAGCCAGGAGGCAGGAAAUAGUCUUCAAAGACCAAACUCUGCUGUCUAUUUAAAUUCAGGGAGCAAUUUACUGAGUGGACUUAGAAGGAAUCAGAGUCUUCCAGUCAUGAUGGGUAGCUUCAGCACCCCAGUUUGCACAUCAUCCCCCAAAAUGGAUAUCCUGAAGGAGCAUUGA